AUGGAACACAUGGAAGACCUGCUACGUCGUCGCCGAGGGCUAAGAAGCGCAUUGUCUCGCACAGUCAAUGAAGCCACAGAGAAGCUCACUGGUGUCGAUCUAGCGGAAGAGGACAUAGAAGUGCUCGUUGCUCGAGUAAAGAAGCAGAUGGACAAUUUGGAGCGAGUGGAUGCGGAGUUGGAACCUUUGUGGUCAGAAGAGGAAGUUGAGCAGGAACAAAAAGAAAGCUUCGAAUAUAUUGACCGAGCGACAGCUUUGCUGGCACGGCUACAGUUCAGGCUAGAACGAAUUAGCCCGACAAGGAGUUCGACAAGAAGCUCACAAGGACCUAUUCCAGAAGCGAGACAGGCUGAUGACGUUGGAAGUGGGAACGUUCGAGUCAGGUUGCCCAAGCUGGAGAUUAUAAAGUUCAACGGCCAGCGCAAGAAUUGGAUGAUGUUCUGGGAGCAGUUCCAACAAGUUGUCCACGACAACCAGAAGCUCAGCACGUGCGACAAGUUCAAUUAUUUACGAGCAGCACUGAUCGGGGAAGCGGCGUCAGCCAUUGCUGGGCUACCGCCAACGGAACGAUGCUAUAAUGAUGCUGUGGACAUCCUCAAGGGACGUUUCGGCGAUGAGUCGCUUCAGAUAGAGGACCACAUGGGCAGGCUCAUGAGUCUCCAGCCCGUGAAGACAGCCCAGGAUACGAAAGGACUACGGAAGCUUCAUGACGAUAUCUCAUCGCACAUGAGAGCGCUGAAAGCACUGGGCGUAGCCGAGGAGUCUUUUGCGUCGAUGCUGUAUUCACUCAUGAUACGGCUUGUACCUCAAGGAAUAGUCAUCAACUUCAAUCGAAAAAUGUUGGAAGCUCAAGAGGAGACAUCUACAAACAGUAACAAUCAGGCAGUUAGUGCCGAGGACACUUCAGUAGGUCCCGACAAGCAACACGUGACGAAGGUGACUGAAUUCAUGAAGUUCCUCCGAGUGGAGGUAGAGAGCAGGGAGAGAUUGAAUGCCCAUGAAGAAAAGCCUUCGUCAGGGUAUAAGCAGAAGGACAACGAAGCUAAGACCCAGCACACAAGGAAAUUCAGAAGACCGUCAUCGGCCUCAGCGCUACUUCAUACGUCAGAUGAUAGUCCAGAAUGCUUCUUCUGUAAAGCGCGGGAGCAUGGGACUGCAGAAUGCAACGCGACGAUUCCAAAUGAAGAGAAGCUGCGUCAACUGAAAGAAGCAGGACGAUGCUUCCGAUGCACUUUGCCAAAUCAUGUGUCAAGAAGGUGUUGGCGGAAGGUCAAAUGCGGGAAAUGUCAGAAGAGACACGUUUCGUCAGUGUGCAAGUUUGGAAGUCAAGAUUCUCCCAGCAAGGGCAAGUUGACCGGCGGGACGGCGCAGCUAAGCUUGGAGUUGGUGGAAGAGUCAAGGCGGCCAACAACCGUGCUGCAGACAGUCGUCGCCUGGUGCAAAGGAGAAGUGGGAGCGGACAAGUGCAAAGUUAUGUUUGACACAGGAAGCCAGAGGUCGUUUGUGACACUACAAACUGCUCAGAGGUUGAAAUGCAAGACAGUUGGUCACGAAGCAUUGAAAGUUGGCGUGUUCGGAGGACGACAAGAAGAGAGGACGUUUCGGCGAGUAUCCCUCAAGCUUCAGAGUAUGUACGGCGGUAUGGAGUACUACAUGGAAGUACUUGUCACGGACGUCAUCAGCACCCAAAACACAGUAGCGCCAUGUUCCAGCAUAAUCAACGAAAUGAAAGGAAGGAACCUUUCAGUACAGCACUUGGUCUGCCCUGAAAGUCGAGAACAUAUUCAGGUCCUCAUAGGCACUGAUCAAUACUGGGAUCUCGUAACAGGAAGAGUUUUGAGACUGGGAAGCAGUUUACGGGCAGUGGAAACAAGACUCGGAUGGACAAUUCAUGGAGUGUGCCCAGAAAGUGGAAUAAUCAAGCACUGUAAUCAGGCUCUGGUGUUACGGAUAGCAGUGGAUGAAUUAGAAACAGAUACGACGCUGAAGAAGUUUUGGCAGCUGGAAUCCAUUGGAGUGACACCUGACGCCGACGAUGAAAGGGACAAUACAGUGCUACGUCAGUUCUCAGAAACUGUGAAACUGAAGGAAGGGCGUUACGAAGUAGCGCUCCCGUUCAAGUCUACAGUGGACUUGGGAAGUAACAAAGAAGUAGCUCUGAAGAGGCUUAAUCAGUUGACUAGAAGACUCACUCGUAAUCAGGAGCUCUUGAAGAGGUACGACGAAACUAUACGAAUGUACAGUGAUGAGGGCAUGGCCGAGAGAGUAUACAGUGACGAGGAAGAUGUCGUGUACUACAUGCCACAUCAGGCGGUUCUCAGAGACUCGAGCACCACAACAAAACUUCGGGUGGUAUUCGACUGUUCGUCAAGCUGCGUCACUGCCAAAUCGCUCAAUCAGUGUUUAGAAGCAGGACCGAAUCUAAAUCCGGAUGUUGUGGAAUUGUUAAUGAAUUUCCGGAUAAAGAAAAUCGCCCUGGUGGCCGACGUACAAAAAGCCUUUUUACAAAUAGAAGUACGAAAGGAGGACAGAGAUGCCCUACGUUACCUGUGGUAUGAAACAACGCCAAAAGGAGGAGCGCCACUACCAAGAAUCCCAUUUGGUACGACGGCAAGUCCGUUUUUGCUUGCUGCUACGUUACGGAAUCAUUUCAAGGCGAUGGAAGAAGAGUACCCAGAGACGGCGAGCCGCCUAGGGAAACACAUGUACGUCGACGACCUGGUCAUCGGAGCCACUGAUGUGCAAGAGGCAAAGAAGAUCGCUAAAGAGGCAACAGAGAUUCUGGAGCGGGCGCACAUGAAGUUACACAAGUGGGCGUCAAGCGACAAUGACGUGCGUCAAUUCUUGCAAGCGGAGUCUGGUGAAAGGACAUUAGGAGACACGAAGGACAUGCAAAAGGUCUUAGGAUUAGCGUGGCUACCGGACGAAGACGUUUUAACGAUUUCAAUGAACGACGUAUGGGACAUGCAUCAGGAACGAGGAGACACCAAGCGACGGGUCCUGCAGAUCACCGCACGAGUUUACGAUCCUUUGGGAAUGCUGGCACCUUUCACCGUAUGCGCAAGAAUAUUCUUCCAGUUGUUGUGGAAACGAAAGGUUGGUUGGGAUGACAUACUGCCCAUAGAACUUCAACCAACAUGGAAUCAGUGGUGUGCAGAGUUGUUGCACCUGCAAGACCUGAAAGUAUCAAGGUACAGCGGCCAGGACAAGGAUGCAGAUGUCGUGUUCACGGAGAUACAUAUAUUCUGUGAUGCAAGCCCCGCAGCUUAUGGAGCGGUAUCAUAUACAGUUAUGGAAGAUUCCAGUGGUACAAAGAGCCCAACAAUGCUAAUGGCGAAGUCUAGGCUCGCACCGAUAAAAGAACUGACGGUUCCACGGCUCGAGUUGAUGGCAUGCUUGGUAGGAGCAAGACUAGCUUCCUACAUCACAGAAAAGAUUCAAAUCACUCCAGUUCGACGACACCUGUGGACAGAUUCCAAAAUCGCGCUUUCCUGGAUACGUGGAGAUCCACAACGAUGGAAACAAUUCGUCCACAAUCGAGUAAAAGAAAUUCACGAGCGCACGAGGACAACAGAAUGGGGAUACUGUAACAGUAAAGAAAACCCAGCAGAUUUGUUAACAAGAGGAAUCUCCGCACGAAAGUUGAUCGAAAGUAAGACGUGGUGGUCAGGACCAAGCUGGUUGUCUGAGGAUGAAAGAGAAUGGCCUGGUGGCAGCUCAGAUGGUGACUUUGCAAAAGACGAACUAGAGGAAAAGGAAUCAAGACACGUAUUGCAGACAGUAACGACGGUGACAGACGAAGUCAUCGACAUGCGAAGGUUCAGUACCCUGAAGAAACUGCACAAAGUCAUGGCCUGGGUUUUCAGAUUCACCGAAAAAGCGCGGAAAAGAAGUCGCCAAAGCGGACCGUUGACAGCGCAGGAAUUAAGAAGAGCUGAGGAACAGUGCGUGAAAACUGUGCAAGCAAACGCGUUCCCAGAGGAAAUAGCAGCUGUGCGAAGCAAGACAUCGCUCCCGAUGAGGUCAAAGUUACAAGGCACCAUGCUGUUCGUGGACGGAAAAGGCCUUCUCAGGUCAACAGCCCGAUUGCAGCAGAGCGACUUGCCCUACGACCAGAAGCGUCCCAUGGUAUUGCCAAAGGGAGAUCAUUAUUCGGAGUUGUUGAUCAGACAAUGCCACUGGGACUUGCUCCACUCCGGAGUAAGGGAUACACUUGUGCAAUUGCGGGAGAGAUACUGGAUUUUGCAAGCACGUCAGGCGAUCAAGAAAAUUUUGAGGAAAUGCGUCGUAUGUCAGCGAUAUAACGCAAGAGCUUCAGGACAAGAACCGGCUCCGCUACCAGCAGCAAGGGUGACCCAGGCAGAACCGUUUACAGUGAUUGGACUUGAUUUCGCCGGACCGCUGUGGAUAAGAACUCGACAAUCUGCGAAGAAGGGGCACUUCGUGAUAUUCGUGUGCGCAGUCACUAGAGCCUUGCACCUUGAGAUAGUACAAGACAUGUCAACAUCCACAUUUCUAUUAGCUUUCCGGAGGUUCGUGGCGCGACGGGGAAUGCCCAACAUAGUCUACAGUGACAAUGCCAAGACUUUUCGAAGGAGCAACAAGGAGCUGCGAGAGUUAUGGGACGUAGUCAACAGCAAAACAGUAAAGGGAAAGGUUGCUGACUGGAGAGUAGAAUGGCGAUACAAUGCUCCUCAUGCUCCUUGGUGGGGCGGCUUUUACGAGCGUUUAAUAAGGUCAGUAAAGGUUGCUCUGAAAAAGACGAUCGGAGCAAGGUGCCUCAAAGAAGCUGAGCUCAGUACGACAAUCACCGAGGUCGAAGCCGUGUUGAAUUCGCGACCAAUAACCUAUGUGUACGAAGAUGAAAAGGAGCGGCCAUUAUCUCCAUCAGCAUUUCUGACUGGAAAACGACUGACGACCCUGCCAGGUAUCCCCUCUGGCAAUGUGUAUGGAAGCAAUGCCACCACGAUACAAAGGUUGUGGCAGAAACGGGUGGAAUCUUUGGAACUGUUCUGGAAGAGAUGGUACUCGGAGUACCUCACAGAACUGCGCAACCUCUGUAGCAAGCGCAAAGGAGGCAUACUUCAAGUGGAUGACUUGGUCAUCAUCCGCGAAGACGGAAAACCAAGGCAAAGAUGGUCGAUGGGAAGAAUAGUCCGAAGUUUUCCCGGUAAAGACGGCAAAGCAAGAGCUUUCGAGGUUCGCAUCCCAAAUCAAGCAGUAGUGAUACGUCCGGGAGAACUGCUCUACAAGGUGGAAGUGUGA
Molecule: messenger RNA, 5265 nt
Organism: Ornithodoros turicata
Lineage: Eukaryota; Metazoa; Arthropoda; Arachnida; Ixodida; Argasidae
Exons: 1
Coding region: 1-5265 (1754 amino acids)
Biological process (GO): proteolysis; DNA integration
Molecular function (GO): aspartic-type endopeptidase activity; nucleic acid binding
Source: RefSeq, a predicted model, not a curated record